This is a messenger RNA of Annulohypoxylon maeteangense, 3217 nucleotides long. Its product is annotated as telomere length regulation protein-domain-containing protein. Lineage: Eukaryota; Fungi; Ascomycota; Sordariomycetes; Xylariales; Hypoxylaceae. The transcript has 3 exons. The record is from RefSeq and is a predicted model, not a curated record. Gene Ontology annotation, cellular component: cytosol. Gene Ontology annotation, molecular function: Hsp90 protein binding; telomeric repeat DNA binding. Gene Ontology annotation, biological process: telomere maintenance via telomerase; protein stabilization. The coding region runs from base 138 to 3158 and encodes 1006 amino acids.
ACUACCUGCUCUUUCCGCUCUUUAAGAAUUAAAUUACGAGAAAUCUCUUAUUGGAUUUUGGAAGUCGCUAUUAUGCCAAGACCCGAUAAUCUCCAGAUGUACAUUUGACGUUUAUGAAAGCAUUCCGGUUUCUAUGAAUGCAACUAGGAUCGACGAUUCGCAAUAUGGAAGAACUUCUCACCCCGGUGAGCCAGACCUACCGAAAACCAAUUCAUCAUGAUGAAUUAUUGGAAAUUUCAAAACCAGUCAAGUCUGUCAUAUCAGUAGAAGUAGAGUUCCAUGGCUCAUCGCCGGAGGAAGUUCUCGAUGCCCUCAAAAGUCAACCGGGUUACGAUUCUCUUAUAUCCAUACUGAAGUACCUGCAAAAAGGCACACAAUCCAACCAUGACUUUGAUAUCCGAAAGCCUACGCCUCAAAGUGCUCAAAUAAUACACACAUUAGUUACAGAGAUCGUCCCGAACUAUUGGACCAUCUUAAGGGAUGCAUCCAUAGACCGAAGUAAAGGAGAUGUUCAUCUAUUGAUUUCCUCUUUGAAGAGUAUCACCGGUAUCAAUGCCCUACUAGCAUUCUUACGUGCUCUCUUGAAGGAGGCAAAGUCAGACCUAAAAUCCCUGAAGGACUCUCACGUUUGCUUCACUCUGAGCUUUAUCCUAGAAUUACUAUCUCAAAUCCUACAAUCUGAUGAUGACAUAAAACGGAUAUGGGAUAUUAAUAAUUCAUUACAUAAUCAGACUCAAAUUCGCCCCUUGCGCCAAGAACUCAUAUCGUUAUUUACGAACGGAAAGAUUGUUUCUUUAUCCGCAGAGGCUGAGGACAUUUGCAGACAAGCUGGUCAACUGAAGAAUGACAUCUGGCUCAGUAAUACUAAGCUAUACGUCGACUGGGUUGCCCAAAAUGUGGUACUAUGGGUUCGGUCAGGGGACAAUGACGAUGACCUUAAGCUAUGUGCCGAAAUAUCAACGCGAGCAAUGCGAUUAGCGAAUGCAGAGAUCUUUGUCAACAAAUUGAUUACGGGUCUACUUCUUCAGGAUAUCGAUAGCCUGCCACUGCCACUAUUUGAGAAAUUUCUGGGGUUCUUUCCACCUCUUGAUCAUCGCAAAAUAUUGGGUUUAAUUCUCAAGCUGCUCCCAGAUAAAUAUUUGAAUACCGUGGAUGGUAGUGAUCCAACGAAGGACGCUAAACUCAUAUCAGCCGCAUCUGGUGUUUUAAAGACAGUUGUGGGAAAUGACGAGGCGCGGAAGACCAAUCUCAUUUCUUGGUUAACCAGCGGGUCCGGUGCCGGAAUUGGUGAAGGUUAUGGAGUACGACGAGCUGCUGUUGCCGUCUUUUCUGACGAUAAAGAGUCUAUGGUGGUUAUUCUAGAGAGAAGCCUUGCUCAAUUCGGCGACAAAUUAUAUAUUAAACAUGCCCCGUUACUACAGCAAGAUGCGCACGCCCAAGUCCUAUUGCUUAGUGUCGGAUAUGUUCACAGACUCGUGCCAAUCAAACUUACCAUGCUAUCACGAUCAAGCCCUUAUUUAAAUGCCGUUUCUAAUCGUAUUGCUGCAUCUCAAAACCGUGCUCGGUUUCUAGGGAUGGUGGUUGGCGAGGCACUCUCCGGACUCGUACACGGUAAAGAGACAAAGCUCGAUUUCAAGAUGGAUGAGAUGGACACGGAAGAAGCAAGAUGGUAUAAAUCUUUGGUCCGGAUAUCGGAUAAAGUUGGUUCUCUAGAUCCAUUAAGACAACUGACCAUGUCGCGGAAACCUACGAGCAAACCUAAGCCAGCAAGAUCUUCAGCAACCCCAACUCAACUACCUAGAAAGCAACCUACCCAAUCAGGAUUUAUCAUAGAAGAAAUUGAGGAUGAGGAGGAGGGAGAGGAUCCAGACUUAGUGCCGUAUGCGAAAAUAGAUUCGGACGCCGAGGACUCAGACGACGACCCCACACUCAUCAAUCGCGAUAAGCCAAAGGCUCCCGUUUACGUUCGAGACCUUAUUGCUUAUUUCAGAGACACGGAAAAUUAUGACAAGCAAAAGUUGGCGUUGAUGACGGCUCCUACGUUAAUUCGUCGAAAGGCCAACUAUGGCACUGAGGUUAGUUCACAUGCAGAUGAACUAGCUACCCUUCUUGUCGGCCUUCAAGAUAAAUAUGAUCUUGACAACUUCGAUGAACUACGCCAACAAGGCAUGAUCGCUGUCGUAGUUGCACAACCUAAAAUAAUGGGGCAGUGGUUUGCGAAGACAUUCUUCGACGGCGACUACUCACUCUCACAGCGAGCAUCUAUACUCAUCGUACUCGGUCUCAGCGGUAGAGAAAUAGCAGGUUUCGAAACAUCCGAGUACACUUCAGCCGCGCAAUUUCCCUCCAAAGUUUUACCAUCUAAAGUCGAGAAGCACUAUAUAACACAUUCGUCAUCGAAUAGGCUCGAGUCUUCAACAACCGGUCUCAAGCCUCUCCCAUCAAAUGCGCUAGAUAACCUAGCUCAAACCCUCUCGCAGACCUUCCUCGCCCCCCUAGCCGCAGAAGCAGCCGAUUCAGCAACAGGCCCAGACACGCUAAAACUCUCGUCCUUCACCUCACGUCUAAACUCGCAAUCCCCCAACCAAGCAAGAGGCAAAGCGAAACCGCGCAUGCGUGCCAUUCCCAAUACAACCGCCUCCCUCAUCGCCUCGUCGUUCUUCUUCCCGCUAACCUCUCGUUUCCAAGCGGCGAUGCACUCCGCAUCUGCCACUACGCGGGGCAUCCUAUUCCAGCCGUACCUCCUAACUCUCUACCUCAAGACCCUCGCGCUCCUCCUCCACGCCGCUGGACCAAGCACCCUCGCCUUACCCCAGAUGACGGCCGAGUUCUGGGACCUGCUCCUCGGGGUCCGCGGCCAGUGCGCGGGUGACCUGGGUGUCACGCAGGCCGUGCUAUUCGGUCUCAUGGCCCUGCUCGACGUGAACGAGGCCGACAUGCGGGGACUCUGCGAGAGACACGGCCGCGAGGCCAUAGAGAGUGUGGAGUGGGUCGGCGCUGUGUUUAGCAACACACGCGGCGGCGAUGUUGGUGUUACUGGCGAAGGGGGCGAGGAGAACGAGGUCAAGAUGUUGGCUGCGGGUGUGCUAAUUAGGCUUCGUGAGGCGGUGGACAAGUAUCAGGCCGUACUGAUGGGGGAUCUCAUUGGGUUUACAUAGAUUGAUAGCCGGAUUAGAUGCCUUUAUACUAGAGGAAUGUGGAUAUAUGCAUUUUAUCU